GGUCGGCGAGUGCAGCGCCAGCGCCGCCGCAAUUGGAAUCUUGACGUGAGACAUGGCGGACCUCAAGGAGCCACCUCCAUUACUCAGCGAAGGCGACUUAAAUUCUAAGGAAGAGGAUGACAUGUUCACGUCUGCCGUUGAGCACCACAAGAAUCUGAGGGAAGGUAUAAUGGAGGGGCCUGAAGAAGUGGAGGUGAAUCUGGACGACGACGAGCCGCCCACACAGACCCCUCUGCUGGGUUCUGCCAAACUUGAGUUCCGAGCGACUGAGGACGAAGUGCAGCGAAGCAAUCCAGAGCCGAAUCCCCCAAGGCAGGCCACCACGCUUUUCUCCCCAGACGUCAGCACACUGAAACCAGUCAAGGAGAAAGAGCAGCUGAAGGCCUCCGAGGGGGAGGAGUUUGUGGAGAUCAGCGUGCGGGAGCCACAGAAAGUGGGCGAGGGCAUGGCAGCCUACGUCACCUAUCGAGUGGUGACACGGACAAAUGCACCAUACUACCGCAAGACCCAGUUUUCAGUGAACCGGCGCUUCAGUGACUUUCUUGGCUUGCACGAAAAGCUGGUGGAGAAGCAUUUGCACAUGGGGCGCAUCGUCCCACCUGCUCCUGAAAAGAGUGUUCUAGGUAUGACCAAGAUCAAGAUGUCAAAAGAUGAGCAGGUCACUUCAGAAGACUUUGUAGAGCGUCGAAGGGCCGCAUUGGAGCGUUUCUUGCAACGAACAGCUGCGCACCCUUCGCUCAGAGUCGAUCCAGAUUUCAGAGAGUUCCUGGAGCUGGAAACAGAACUGCCUCGAGCCACCAACACGUCAUCUUUAAGUGGAGCUGGCAUGUUCCGGCUCAUCUCACGCAUGGGAGACUCCGUAUCGAAGAUCACCACCAAGAUGGACGAGGCAGACCCGUGGUUUGAGGAAAAGCAACAGCAGAUUGACAACCUUGACAUUCAACUGAAGCGGUUGCACGCCAGUGUGGAAAACAUGGUGCAGCAACGCCGAGAGCUGUCACAGAGCACGGGUGCAUUUGCCAAGAGUGCAGCCAUGCUGGGCAACUGUGAAGAGCACACAGGCCUAUCGCGUGCGCUGUCCAAGCUGGCCGAAGUCGGUGAGCGGGUGGAGCAGCUGCAAGGGCGCCAGGCCAACCACGACUUUUACUGUCUGGCGGAGCUGGUCAAGGAUUACUUGUCCCUGGUUGGGGCGAUCAAGGAUGUCUUCCACCAGAGAGUAAAGGUGUACCAGACAUGGCAGCACGCGCAGCAGAUGCUAGCCCGCAAGCGGGAGGCCAAGGCCAAGCUUGAACUGGCAGCCAAAAGCGAGAAGAUUCCCCAGGCACGCCAAGAGGUGCUGGAGUGGGAAGCCAAGGUGGAGCGUGGGCAGGAGGAGUUUGACAACGUGUCACGUGUGAUCCGCACCGAGAUGGACCGCUUCGAGCUCAACCGCAUCGCCGACUUCCGCAACUCAGUUGUACGCUACUUUGAGUUCCUCCUCGACACCCAACAACAGCUGAUCAAGUAUUGGGAGACCUUCUUGCCUGAAGCAAAGGCCAUUGCGUGAUUGCCAGGACAACAGGGUGCUGACCUCACAUUCCAAUACGUGGUUCUUCAUGGUGCUCAAAGCACAGUACUCCUCUUGGAGCUGUACAUUCUUUUUCUUUUCUUGUGAGGAACACGAAAAACCUGCUGAAUUUGGAGUGUUCACUGGUUUGACCGCACUGUAUUCUGCACACACCUAGUGUGUAUGUGCGCACGUGUCAUUUACGUGAAAUGUUGGAUGCUGCAGGAAACGGGACACUGUGAACACAUGUGCAGGAGAGCUUGAAAAAAACAAGUCUCGGGUUAGCUGCACAAGCGGGUAAUAUAGUGUUGCUUGACGUUGCAUUGUGCACUCCACAUGCACGAGCUUUUCACUGCUCUAUAAACAGAAAAGUGGGCUUUAUUAAAGAUUAUAUAACCAGCCAUUAAAGAAUUUGUUUGUUACUGGAAGUUUUGUAAUUUAUUACCCCAGAAAUAAAGAUGAUUCACGCGCCA
Rhipicephalus sanguineus (brown dog tick) is the source of this 2019-nucleotide messenger RNA. It is a transcript of the gene Snx1, whose product is annotated as sorting nexin-2. Gene Ontology annotation, cellular component: endosome; endosome membrane. Lineage: Eukaryota; Metazoa; Arthropoda; Arachnida; Ixodida; Ixodidae. Gene Ontology annotation, molecular function: phosphatidylinositol binding. The record is from RefSeq and is a predicted model, not a curated record. The transcript has 9 exons. Bases 53 to 1546 code for a protein of 497 amino acids. Gene Ontology annotation, biological process: early endosome to Golgi transport.